CGCCGCAUGUUUAUUUCUUCGGAAUAUUCGUUUUUGUUUUCAAUGCUUUAAGAAUUUUCAAAAAUAUGACCUCAUCUAGGAAAUCUUCUGUUGGUGGUACGAAAAAAAGAACCAGUCUCAAGAUAGAGCUUUCAGCAGAACAAAAGAAAGAUAUUCAAGAUGCUUUCAAUUUAUUUGAUCCUGAAAGCUCAGGUUUUAUUGCUACCAGAGAUUUGAAGGUUGCUCUGAGAGCAUUGGGGUUUGAACCUAAAAAGGAAGAAAUAAAGAAAAUGGUAGCAGAAAUUGAUAAAGAUAACACUGGAAAAAUAGCCUACGAUAAUUUUUACAAGUUAAUGGCUGAAAAGAUCAGUGACAAAGGUGCUAAUCAAGAAAUAAUGAAGGCCUUCCAACUAUUUGAUGAUGAUAACACUGGUAAAAUUUCUUUUGCAAAUUUGAAGCGAGUUGCCCAAGAGCUUGGUGAAAACAUCAGCGAUGAAGAACUAAGGGAGAUGAUACAGGAAGCAGAUAGAGAUGGAGAUGGUGAGGUGAACCAAGAAGAGUUUUUGAGGAUAAUGAAAAAGACCUGCCUUUACUAAUGGAUCAUUUAAAAAUACAGUAGGCUCUCUCUACUUCAAGACAUAAGGGACCGGACACCCGUCAGAUUAUAGAGAAUGUUUGGAAUAUGGAGAACAAAUAGACAUUACAUAAUUAUAUAAUAAUAUAUGUGGGAAACAAGCUAAUAUUACUUUUAACAGAAAAAUGUGUUAAAAUGUGGAGUCAAAGUUCAUUAAUCUUGUACUGAGAGGAAAGAAGGGGAGGGUGAGUUUUCAACAGGAAUGAAUGAUUCACUAUCAAAUAGCAUUUUCCUACAGGUGUGUUGGAUUAAUGGGAACAUCAGAGUAAUGGCUGUUGAAUUAGAGAGAGUCUACUGUAACUGCUUGUAUAUACACACUUCUCUUUUGAUAUCAUUCAUGUAUAUAAAUGCUCACUUUGAACCAUAUCAUAUAUUUUAUUCAGAAAUUUAUAUCUUCCAUCAUAUAUACUUUCUAUUUUUUUUAAAGUUACAGUUUUUGUAUAUUAUAUAUCAAGCAAUUUUGUUCUAGUGUUUAUUGAAUUAAUUACCUGAUCCUGAUAUGCCUUGGAAUGAGAUUAAUUUUAUUUUAAUUAUAUGUUUAAUAUAACCAAUUUCUCUACCUUUAAUACAAUUCAGUAUUAACAAUAUGACUGUUUAGAUUAUUUCAAUGUAAUCAGUUUAAGCUGAUCAAUUUAUUUGUGGAAUACAAUGCAAAGAACAUGCUUUGAAUUUUCUUUCAAUUAUGUAAGAUGUAUUUCUUUAAUUAACAGGCAUUUUAUGUAAACAGUUUAUAAUUGUGCUAAAAAUUCUGGUUAAUAUUUCAAAAAGGGUAGAUUAAAGUAAUUAUGAUAUUGGAAUUAUUAUACUUUAUUAUUAUUUAUUUCUGACAUGAAUGUAUAUACCUCUUAAAAAUGUAUUGCUUACAGAUUAGACCAGAUUUAAUAAGUUGAUGUAUAGCAAUAAAUAAUUUGAUAAUGUAUUAUACUUACUGCUUUUGAAAAUUUUGAAGAGAAGUUCUAAACAAAAUAUGGGUUCUGACGUCAAAGUUUUAAGUUAUUUGUGAACAAUAUAUUUUCAAACAUUUUUUUUUUUUUGAAAAUUAAAUUAAAAGUUUCAAAUAUUUAUAAAGAAUUAAAUUUAAAAUUCUGUUAUGCAUUAUUCAAUUUCAUUAAUUCAUGAUAGACAUGCUGAUCAAAAGUAUAUGAUUCAACCUCAUUUUUUAUACUAGUUAUUAUUACAUAGUAUUAUCAAAUAUUAUUUGAUGUAUUUAUUUGAGAAAAAUACUAAUAAUAACACUGUGUUCAUGUAUAAUAUCCCACCAAAGUUUUUCUGCUAUUCUAUUUCCAAAAGCAAAAAUUUUAGACAACUAAAAAUAGAUAGAGCAUUGUAUUUCAAAUUCUGUAAUAUAUUUUGCAUUUUGAAUUUCAGUUGGGUAAUUCUUCGACGUGAAUAAGACUUAGCAAUAAAAGUUUGUUCCUUUUUUAAAGUACAAAGUGUUACUGAAGUGCCAAAAUUUGUUUAUGAAUAUUGAUAAUGAAGCAAUACAUUCCACAUGCAUUGGCUUCACAGAAAAAUAAAUUAUUAUUGAUAUAGAGUUAAUUUUAACUUUCCUGCUGACCCUUAUUAACAUUUAAAAAAAAAUACAUGGGAGGAGUAGUCUAUGUUGUUCAAUUUUACAGCUUUAUUGCUCAUUUAAUGCUUUGUAUUUUAGUAGAUAAGUUUUGGGCUACUAAAACCAUUCAUAAUACAUGUCUUAUAUUUUCAGAUAUAAAAGAAAAAGGAUGAGGUAAUGAUAUUAUGGUGAAUGUAGUUAAGUACUUAUAUAUUUUCAAGUAGUAUCAUUUUGAAUUUGGUACUAAUCAUUCUUUUUUUGUUGUUGUUGUUGUUGUUGUUGCAUACAUUUGUAUGUUACUACAUACUAUUUGUAGCACUUUCCAGGUUAUAUUAAAUGCUUACAUGCAUGUUUUGUUGUCUUCACAUUAUUUGCAUUUUUUUGAAAAUGCUUGUAGUUUUUUUACACAAUAAAACUUAAUUUCAUAUUACGUUUAAUAAGUUUGUGCGGUAAUUCAAGGUUAAAUAUCACUGUUUUUUCUCAGUAAUAUUUGAAAACAUUGAAAUGCAAAAUAUAUAUUUAUAUUAAAUACUUAAUUCAUAAAGUUCCUCCUUAUAAUGGGUAUAAUAUCUGCUAAAAUUAAUUUUUUAAAAAGUAGUGUAAUAUUUUUGAAAUAUAUUUAAUAUUUUUUGUGGUUUGAUUUUGGAUUGAUAGUUAUUAAUUUUAUUAUAAUAGGUAUGAUAUGAAUUUUAAAUUUCUUUAAAAAGUAGUCUCUUAUAUUAAAAAUAUGCCUAAUAUAAAUUUUUCCGUGCUUUCUUAUGGGAGUGAUACUAUAAAUUGUCUUAAAUAUAUUAAAGAUUAUACUAUGAACUAUUAAUUCAUUCUACCAAAAUAUUUUUGUAUUUAUUUAUUUGAAUAUAUUUCUUAAACAUUAUAUAAGCAAAGAGGUGUUUUUUGAAGUAGUACAAAACUUUUUUUCAUUUUGUGUCCCAGUUAU
This is a messenger RNA of Argiope bruennichi, 3102 nucleotides long. RefSeq lists its product as uncharacterized. The transcript is spliced from 5 exons. NCBI's taxonomy places the organism in Eukaryota, Metazoa, Arthropoda, Arachnida, Araneae, Araneidae. The record is from RefSeq and is a predicted model, not a curated record. Gene Ontology annotation, cellular component: centriole; centrosome. Gene Ontology annotation, biological process: mitotic cell cycle; centriole replication. The coding region runs from base 66 to 575 and encodes 169 amino acids. Gene Ontology annotation, molecular function: calcium ion binding.